AUGGAUUUAUUAAAUAGGAUCCACCGACGGAAGGCAUUUUGUGAUGUGGUUGAGCAGAAGCGCUUGAAAGAAAGGAAACUCAUCAUUGAUUGUCCAACAAGAUGGAAUUCAACUUUUAAUAUGUUGUCAACUGCUUUGAAAUUUAAGAUUGCUUUUGCAGCCUACAAAGAAAGGGAGCCUCAUUAUAAUCACGCCCCUUCACUUGAAGAAUGGAACAAAGUUGAGAAAGUUUGUAAACUGUUAGAAGUAUUUAAUGGUGCAACUCAUGUGAUCUCAGGUAGUGAGUAUCCGACUGCAAAUUUGUAUUUAGCAGAAGUUUGGAAGGUUAAACAAAUACUUGAUAAGACUCAUGAAGACGAAGAUCUUUUUGUGAAAGAAAUGGUAGGUCCAAUGAAAAUAAAGUUUGACAAAUACUGGGGGGAGUGUAAUAUGUUGAUGGCUAUUGCUAGUGUUUUGGAUCCUAGGUGCAAAUUUCAUAUGGUGCGAAUAUGUUUUCCCUUGAUAUAUAAAUCUAAAGAAGUUGUUGAUGAGAAUAUAAAGAAGGUCAUAAGUUCAUUGGAAGAACUAUAUGAUGAGUACCUAGCUUUAUCUUUGGAAGAGUCUCCAUCUCCGAUUGUUAAUUUGGAUAGUAAUAAUUUAUCAUCCUCCCAAGAGAAUGCUGCAAUUAUCACUGGAUUUGACGAAAUUCUGAGCAUUUUGCGUAAAAAUGAAACUGCGCCUCCAGUAAAAUCAGAAUUACAAGAUUAUCUUGAUGAAGGUAUUUAUGUUCCUAAGACUAAAUCUUUUUGUGCUUUGGACUGGUGGAGGAACAAUAGCAUGAAAUAUAAGAUUUUGUCUAAGAUGGCUGUUGAUGUACUAGCUAUUCCAAUCUCAACUGUGGCAUCUGAGUCCACAUUUAGUGCAGGAGGUAGAGUUAUUGAUGAAUUUCGAUCUAAAUUAAACGAAGAAUCUGUUGAAGCUCUAAUUUGUGGCGGAGAUUGGUUUCGUCAUAAGUAUAAUGUGAAGAAAAAAUCAAAGGUUGAUAAACAAGAGAUACAAAUCACCUUGAAGAUUUGA
Cicer arietinum (chickpea) is the source of this 1056-nucleotide messenger RNA. RefSeq names its product zinc finger BED domain-containing protein RICESLEEPER 2-like. The record is from RefSeq and is a predicted model, not a curated record. Gene Ontology annotation, molecular function: DNA binding; protein dimerization activity. Lineage: Eukaryota; Viridiplantae; Streptophyta; Magnoliopsida; Fabales; Fabaceae.